Molecule: messenger RNA, 4228 nt
Organism: Opisthorchis viverrini
Lineage: Eukaryota; Metazoa; Platyhelminthes; Trematoda; Opisthorchiida; Opisthorchiidae
Exons: 7
Coding region: 1-4008 (1335 amino acids)
Biological process (GO): reciprocal meiotic recombination; meiotic recombination checkpoint signaling
Cellular component (GO): nucleus; chromosome
Molecular function (GO): ATP binding; ATP hydrolysis activity
Source: RefSeq, a predicted model, not a curated record
AUGACUACCCUGAGUAGCUUUUUGAACUCCAUCUUGCUAUCAAGUCCUACACUGGUAAACCAUUCGACGCUGGAAUGUUUACUGAUAUAUCCUCUUCAUACUGCCGAAUUCACUUUCGAAACCACCGAUAAUGAAUUGCGAGCGUUCUACGAGUUUGAUGUGUACAGAGUUGUGCACCAUGUUUUUAGCAGCUACGUUGCCCAGAAAGACGCUCGGUGGAGCAAACUGGUACAAUGUGCUGUAGAGCUAUCCAAAUCAGAUGUAGUUUUCCGGUACCUUUUGGAUCAGUUAAUUGCGCAUACUGAGGAGGAUUGGGUCUCUGUUGUCACCAACCAACUGGAGAAGUUUGUUUUUAACCAGGAACGUCUCUCCGCGACAUUUGCUUUUUGGUCUGAUACUUUACGGAAGUCUGUGAACAACAAGCCUGUUGAGGCAUCGUUGCGUUCAUUGAUCAACUUGCCAAGUCGUUUUGCUGGUAGGCGUUCGAAAUCCAAGUUUCUGAACCGGACUGCUUUUGUUAUCAAUCUUCUUUCAGUGUUCAAAUCCGGUAGUUUCGAUGAAGACGAACAUUCGCAACUCUGUGGUCUACUUCUGAGCGAGCUCGCUUUAAAUGGUUUUGCGUCCGAGCUGGCAGAGUUUGUACUAGACGACACUAAGGUUCAACUUAGUGCUUCAAGUAUGGUGACGCAGAACGUAUGGUCCAAAGCCCUUUAUCAUUUGAAGACAAAUAGCAUGGAAUCUUGUUUGCAGCCUAUCUUAUCGAAAAGUUCUCACCCCUUCGUUGUCGCCGUUUUGUUCUCCAGACUGCUAGAUGGGCCUAACCCUUCUUCAUUAAAAAUUCUCUUCAAGCUCUUCCGGCGCCUUCUCUUUGUCAGAUAUUUUCCGAACGAUCGGCUCUUGCGCAAUCUAUUCGGAGGGCUAUCUCAGAUUGUCAUCCAAUAUCUUUCGUCUUCGAAUGUCUCACAAUUGGUUGAUAUGGUUAAUAAAGAGUUGGGUCUACCGUUACUUCACUUGUGGGCCGAUUCUACAGCGAUUCAGGCCGCAUCGGUUGAACAACGGGUUUAUACUUCCCAAGCGUUAGCUUCCUGGUUUACUGACUUUCAUUCGCCGGUGGCAUCUAAACUGUCUAUCAAAAUUUCUGAUAGUCUCAUGCUGCCGGAUAUUCUCAGUGGCAUUAGCAGUCAUCUUGCAAGCCCCAGGAUUGAAAUUCGAACUAUUGGAAUGGCUGUUGGAGAAUGGCUUGUCAGCUUGAUUAAACUACCUUGUGAUGAUGGUCAGUGUGGUUCGCUGCAGUUCGAGUAUGAGGAUCUUGAAGUGAUCAAACGAAUCAAACCCUUAUUUGUACCUUUCCCAGCCUUUCCUACAGACACAACAGACACAACAUCGGUCGUCUCGGAAUCUGACUUUACUGAAAAAUGUCAGGCUAUAGAAGCCAGGUCAGACAAGCCCACAUCCGAUGUGGAUAGCGACGAUGAACCUGACUCGUUAGACCCCAACCAUUCGCCGUUUGUACAUUUACCUCGACGAUCUGGUCAACCAAAAAUGGUCAGCUCUGUAUUAUCUUCUUACAGGAAACCUCGUUAUUUACGCGAAUGUCUGGAUGGUAUGCUAUGUUCCAAACCUGAAGAUAACCAUAUCAGCGUGGCUUGUUAUACUUCCGCCGAAGAACUUAUUUAUGCUCAUCCAAAUGCUGCACGUGAACUGGUGAACGACUUUGCCCAUGUGUUUGUGCAUAUGGACCUGCCCUCUUGUCCCGAGGAAUCUAAAUUAGCAUCCUGUCGCCACGCAGCCCUUGUUGCGCUGGGUACUGUUGCUCCGAAGGAAUGUGCUCGUUAUCUUACAAAUGAAUUCUGUCAGUCCACAUGUUCCGUUGGACAACGGCAAAACAUUAUCUCUGCGAUCACUGAUAUAGCCUGUCAACUAUCGUCUGACGGUAAUGUGGACAAGAAAGCGGGUGUUUCGCCUUCGCACGCUGACGAUUCUACACCCAAGUCGUUGAUGUCCUCUAAGCUUGUGUCACAAACACGUCGCUUCUGCAGCCAUCGACCACCGAAACCACAAACAAUCAACCAAUUCGCUGCAGUUGCCGGAGAAUUCUUUUUUCCUCUGUUACGAAGCAUACCUCAGCUUUUUGCUGGUUCUCACACUGGCACAUUUGCUCAUCAGGACGCCAGUUUGUUAGCUAAUUUGGUUGCUUCACUGGCUGUCGUAUACAUGUGUGCUCGCUUGUCUUCCGUUCAGGCGCGAAUGGCAUCGGAACUCUUGGAACUUGCACCAACUCUGUUGUACAUGGAAACGGAAUCCUCCGAUGCCUGGACAACAAGUGCAGCCUCCAAUUCGGAGCCCCCGGGCGGAUCACCGUAUUCUUCCAGUGGGAGAAUCUUCUCUUGUGGACCGCCAGACGCCGAACUCAAUGGAAAUAUCCUGUUUUCUGAUCAGUUGCUAAACAAUGCCCCCUUGGAACUGCCUACCUCCGAUCGUCCCAUUCAUGCCGAAGUUUGUAUUUCACAGUUCAAUGUGGAAACGUUUUCUGUAAUUGAGUCAAACGUAGUGGAGUUUUUACGCAGUUUGGGUCCACGGCACGUCCCUACGGUUUUCAAUAAUUGUGAGAACCACUUCACUGCUGUCAACUCAGACAGCUCAAGUCAACAGGUUGCCGAAUUUCUUCAACGUUGCGUUGCAUCUAUCAGCCUCCUUUUGGACGAAGCUGAUGGUGAGAAUGGUUACGAUAUCAGCAAGUCGGUGGAUUUGCGCACUGUUCCUCUGUUAGUACAUGUCUAUCAACUCGUUUCUGGUGACGAGGCACUACCAGUGCACGAACUUGUUGAAGUGGGAUCCGAGACUAUCAACGGUGGAACUGUUUGGCUUCUUCCAUCGAUGGAAAUGCAAGGUCUGUGGGAGUCUUUAAUUUUUGACUCAGAUAUCAAACUGGACUUGCUGAGUUAUGCCCAGACAGCGCUUCUGUUCGCUGAUAGACAGGUGUCCACGUCAAUAAUCUCGUGGAAUCGAGUGAUUUUAUUGUACGGUCCACCAGGAACGGGAAAGACAUCAUUGUGCCGAGCCCUAGCUAACAAAUUGGCCAUCCGCAUGGCUAAUCGUUACUCAUCGACCAAACUUAUUGAGCUCAACACAAUGAAUCUUAUGUCGAAAUGGUUUUCUGAGAGUGCCCGGCUGGUUGCUCGUAUGUUCGAUGCUAUCAGAGAGUAUCUGGAAGCACCUGAGCAUUUGGUUUGUCUCUUGGUUGAUGAGGUGGAAAGUUUGACUGCGGUACGCAGUUCCGCCAUGUCAGGCUGUGAACCCAGUGAUGCUAUUCGUGUUGUCAAUGCAGUUUUGACACAAAUAGAUCAAAUCAAGCGCUAUCCUAAUGUGCUCGUUUUGGCAACCUCCAACGUGACCGGCGUGAUCGAUCCUGCCUUUCUUGAUCGGGCUGAUAUUCGCGUGUUUAUUGGUCCGCCAUCCGCUCCGGCCAUCUACACUAUUUUCCGUUCCUGUUUGCAAGAACUCAUGCGCGUUGGUUUAGUUGAAGCGGGCGAGGAUAAGCUGCUGAGUUACCAAGCUCUGGCAGCAAUGCAAUUCAUGGAAAAUAAGAUGAAUUAUCUCAGCUUGGACCUCUGGAAACUUUCCGAACGUAGUGUUGGCCUGAAUGGCCGUACAUUGCGUAAACUACCCCUCUUGGCACACGCCUUCCAUCUCACUAAAGUUAGUCCCAGCUUACGUUCCAGUCUCUCCACCAGUGGACGCCUUUAUCUUGGAUCCUGUCAGUCAUCAGCUGCUCUGCAAUCUGGUCCUGCCUAUUCUGUGCAUCCCCUGCUGGCCCAGUAUGGUCAAAGGCCAACAGUUUCCGUACCAACGUUUGUGCAAGCUCUGCGAUUGACAGUGGAAAGUCAAUUUGCUGAGGUAGAAGCGUUGGAUUUGGCUUCAUUGGACAAGGGUCGGCUCAAAACGCACAAGAAACGAGCUGAUUCUGCGCUGGGCGCACCACCUCAGGGUGACACUCCCCUUCACUAAUUGUUGCUGUAUGUAUCCUUUGGUCCUGUUCAAACGUUUAUCCCACACCGCAACCGGUUUCCGGCAAUCCAUGUGCCACCUUGCAUUUUCAUUUUGUUGAAUGUGGGUAUUUUCUACCACCAAAAUUGCUCAUUUGUCUUGAUUGUUAUUUUGCUUUGUACCGUUGGUUGGCUGCUAUGAACAUUUCCGUGCCAGUAUACAGGCUAUUGCGAACCGAAUC